AUGACGGACGAUGCUUAUCGCCCUUAUUCCGGUACCACGGCAUGCGCACAAAGUCAGGUGAGGCAGUGUUCCAAACCAAGCGAGUGUGCCGGCGUUCAAGGGUAUUCCGAAACUCUCGACUUUUCGACACCCCACGACCCUCACCUUCUCGACAUCCCCAUUUUCAGUCGGUACGUAUUCGACCCUUGCGCACCUACUAUUCCUUUCAACAUGCGCCAAUCGAUACUUGAAAUUGUGUUAUAUGUCGACGGCACGGAUGGCGGACGAUUCGACCUCAACAUCAUCGGUUCACGAAGCGAUAAUUACCGAUCUGCAUGA
This is a messenger RNA of Penicillium diatomitis, 318 nucleotides long. RefSeq lists its product as uncharacterized. Bases 1 to 318 code for a protein of 105 amino acids. The record is from RefSeq and is a predicted model, not a curated record. NCBI's taxonomy places the organism in Eukaryota, Fungi, Ascomycota, Eurotiomycetes, Eurotiales, Aspergillaceae. The transcript has 2 exons.